AUGGCCAACUGUACCCGAAUUAAAGUGGAAAAGUUAAUAAAAUUUUGCGAUACCAUACCGCGAAAAACAAUAAACAACCAGAGCUGGAUUCUGCUUCCUAUGUAUCAGACGUCAGAUUUUCACUAUUUGCCUUAUGUCUGUCUUCUGUCAAUCAGAAAAAGUUUUAAAACUCAGUUCAAAUUAUCGUGGUUUCCGUAUUAUUUUACUUGCUUUUUCAGUAGUAAACCUAACAAAAUGAACAAACUUGCUAUGAGUGUUAUGCUGAAACGUGCUUGCUGCCAAAUUCCGCGACAGUCUUCUUUGUUACUGCAACGAAAGUACAGUUUUGAAAGUGAUCUUUCUUUGCGAAACAUUUACCCCUCUAGCAAUUUACGAUUGUAUACUCCUGCUCCGCCAAAGUCUACAACCGAUAAAUUCACCGGAUUUAUUCCGCUAGACAAGUUGCAAAUUACCUACAGUCGAAGCAGUGGACCUGGAGGCCAGAAUGUAAACACUGUCAGUACAAAGGUUGAUGUUCGAUUCCAUCUAGAUUCAGCUAACUGGUUAUCCGAAACGGUUCGCACGAGAUUAGCAGAAUUGCAAAGAGGUCGUAUUACCAAGGAAGGGUAUCUAGUCAUUAAAAGUGAGCUCACUCGUUCCCAACAGAUGAAUAUGGCGGAUGCGUUGGAAAAGCUACGCAGUUUCAUUCGUGAAGCGGAAAAACCACAGACAGUUGAAUUGUCCCCGGAAACUGUAGAAAAACUACGCCGUCGUCACGAGAGAUCAAUCCGAGAACGGCUAUCGUUAAAAAGAAGUAGAUCCCAAACGAAAGCGGAUCGACGUGAUCCCACAUUGUGAAUUACAUACUUUUGAAGUUUAAAUAAAUAGUUUAGCUAUUGAA
Messenger RNA from Wyeomyia smithii (pitcher-plant mosquito), 880 nucleotides. RefSeq names its product peptidyl-tRNA hydrolase ICT1, mitochondrial. Gene Ontology annotation, biological process: mitochondrial translational termination. Gene Ontology annotation, cellular component: mitochondrial large ribosomal subunit. The transcript has 3 exons. Bases 1 to 837 code for a protein of 278 amino acids. The record is from RefSeq and is a predicted model, not a curated record. NCBI's taxonomy places the organism in Eukaryota, Metazoa, Arthropoda, Insecta, Diptera, Culicidae. Gene Ontology annotation, molecular function: translation release factor activity.